Molecule: messenger RNA, 1113 nt
Organism: Trichoderma asperellum CBS 433.97
Lineage: Eukaryota; Fungi; Ascomycota; Sordariomycetes; Hypocreales; Hypocreaceae
Biological process (GO): mRNA splicing, via spliceosome
Cellular component (GO): U2-type spliceosomal complex; U2 snRNP
Molecular function (GO): RNA binding
Source: RefSeq, a predicted model, not a curated record
AUGGACGUGCCAUUCCCAACCGAUGUUCAGGAAUUCGACAGCGAUGACCGAAUAUCCUUCUCCAAGCUCGACAACAAGUUUAUUGCCGUCCACGACGACGGCACCGAGUUUGAAUUCGAUCCCGAGCUGAAGAAAUGGACCCCCAUAGAAGAGGAGCCAUUGGACGACGAUAUAGACGAGCUUAGAGAAUACAGCAGAACUCCUGCAGACGAUGCUGCUUCGGACAAGAAGCGGAAGGCCGACUCACAGAAUGGCGACGCAGACAAUGGAACCCCUAAACCAGCGCGUCCGAAUAAAAAGAUGAAACCUCCCCCGAAACCCAAGCAGAACACCGCUGUAUACGUGACCGGCCUCCCUACAAACGCCACAAUCGAUGAAAUCCACGACCUCUUCUCCCGCAGAGCUGGCGUCAUCGCCGAGGAAAUUGACAGCGGCGCGCCACGAAUCAAGAUGUACACCGACUCCGAGGGUAACUUCAAGGGCGAUGCGCUCAUCGUCUUCUUCAAGCCCCAAAGUGUGGACAUGGCUGUCAUGCUGCUGGACGACACCGUCUUCAGGUACCUACCCGGUGGAACGACGGAAGGCCGGAUACGAGUUCAGGCGGCAGAUUCGAGCUACAAGAAGACACAGUACGAGCCGGCAGGCGGAAGCGGCGAGGCGAGCAAUGGGGGUGGGCAGACGAGGCCGAGGAAUGAGAGGGAUCGGCAGAAAAUUAUCAAGAAGACGCAAAAGCUAGCUGCCAAGCUUGCGGAUUGGGAUGACGACGAACCAUACCCGGCAUUGGCUCCGUCCAAUUCUAAGAGAGAUAAGACGGUCAUAUUGAAGCACAUGUUUACUCUUCAGGAGCUGGAAGAAGAUCCAGCCGCCCUAUUGGAAAUCAAGGAAGACAUCCGAGACGAAUGCUCCAAGCUCGGCCCAGUAACCAGCGUAGUGCUCUACGAUUUGGAGCCCGAUGGAGUGGUAUCCGUCAAGUUCAAGAACGUCGAGUCCGCAGCUGCCUGUAUCAAGCUCAUGAACGGGAGGAGCUUUGGCGGCAGCACGGUGCAUGCAUCACUAGCAACGGGUGAGAAGUUUAAGAAAUCCAAAGAGGAAGCAGGCGAAGAUUCAGAUUAG